AUGGAAACGGAAUUAACUCGAUUGAAAAAGCGUCGUGGCGUGGUCAAAGCAAACUUAACCAGAUUCAAAGCUUUCCUGGAUACUUAUGAGGCCGAAAGAGAUUACAAUACAUUAAAAAUUCGGUUUGAAAAAGCAAGGGAUUGGUUAACAGAAUUCGAAAACGUACACAUGGAAAUAGAGAUUGCAGAGGAUAGCACCGACGACGAUUCUAAGCUAAUAUUCGAGGAAAAUUACUAUCAGCAGAUAGCGAGAGCACAGCAGUUGUUGGAUGAGAGAGAGGAGAGUAUGGCAUCGAGCCGUAAUACAAACAGUGAUGCGAAUGGUGAUGCGAAUCUUUGUGCAAUAUUGAGACAGUUAACAAGCAUGAAUACAAACGACACGGGGGUUAAACUUCCUACCAUAACACUACCGAAGUUUGAUGGUAGAUAUGAAGACUGGUUGAGCUUUGAGGAUUCGUUUAAAACUUUAGUUCAUAGUAACGUAAAAAUACAAGCAGUGCAAAAGUUCAACUAUCUUAAGUCAUGUUUGGUCGGCAACGCGACUCAAAGCAUACAGUCAUUGGCAGCAACAGCAGAGAACUAUGAAAUAACAUGGAAUCUAUUGAAAGAGAGAUACAGCAACAAGCGCAUCAUCAUUCAGAGUCACGUAAAGGCACUGUUUGAAUUACAGGCGAUCAUGAAAGUGACAGCGUCAAGCUUGAAUACACUAAUUGAUACAACGCUCAGGCAUAUCCAAGCAUUAAGAAAUCUCGAGCAACCGGUAGAAGGCUGGGAUAUGUUACUUCUGCACUUAAUCGGCGCUAAAGUAGAUAAAAGGACACGCGUCGAAUGGGAAAAGACUUUAGAGGGAAAUGAAGUCCCUACGCUAGAGCAAUACUUUAAAUUUCUGCGUAAUAGAUGUCACAUAUUAGAGGCUAUUCCCAACGAUGCACUGAAUCGCGAAAAUACGUCAAAUAGCAAGACGUUGAGUUCAAACAAGACAGCUGCCAGCAAAGCGAAGCAAGUCUUGCUUGAAACACAAGCAAAGGUCGAGUGUCAUGUUUGUGGAGGCAACCACAAAAUACAGCAGUGUCCAAAGUUUGAAGCCAUGAGUUUAAAUGAAAGGUCAGAGGCCGUAAAGAGGGCAGGUCUCUGUUUCAACUGCUUUAGACCUAAUCAUAGAGUAAACGAAUGUAAGGCUAGUAGAUGCAGAAAAUGCGAAAGAAAACACAAUACAAUGUUACAUACGGUCAAGGAAGGUGACGCGAUACAAGCGGUUGAGGCAGAGACAGACCCUAAAACAGCGCAAGCUGCAGCGAAAGGCACCACUCAAAGUUUGAGCUCAACGUUAAGGAGGCCAACACAGAUAGUUUUAUCCACAGCCGUAGUAAGCGUCAUGGAUGCUGCCGGUCAUUAUCAGUCGUGUAGAGUUGUUCUAGAUGCCGGAUCGCAAGCCAAUUUUAUAGCCGAAACUUGUUGUAGUAAGUUAAAGCUACAUAAAAAUACGAUAGACAUCCCUAUUAGCGGAAUCGGAGAUAGGAUUUCUCAUAUCAAACAUUCAACAAAGGUAACUAUCAAAUCUAGAAGCGAUUCUCUUGUACUAUCCCUCGAUUGUUUAGUAAUUCCAAGGAUAACGGAGAUGCUACCGAGCAGCGUAAUCGAUCGAAAGGCACUAGAUAUUCCGGAGAAUAUCAUUCUUGCGGAUCCGACAUUUGACCAACCAAACCACGUAGAUAUACUUAUAGGCGCAGAAUACUUUUACCAUUUGUUAUGCGUAGGACAAAUCAAAUUGAAAGUAGGUACAAUGCUGCAACAAACUCGAUUUGGCUGGGUGGUAGUUGGCAAAAUUUAUUCGCCUAACGCUGUAGCAACUAAACUAUGCCAUCUCUCUAGAAGUACAUUGGAGGAGGCAGUAAGGAAGUUUUGGGAAACAAAGGAGCUACCACCGAGAAGAAUACUCUCACCGGAAGAAGAGGAGUGUGGAAAACACUACGAGCAAAAUGUUAUAAGGCUUUCUUCAGGACACUACGCAGUGAAGUUACCUUUCAAUGACAAGAAGAAUAGAUUAGGUGAGUCGUACGGGCUAGCUCUAAAAAGACUGCAAGGAUUAGAAAGAAGGUUGAGUGCAGACGCUAAGUUAUACGAAGAAUAUCGGAGUUUCCUUAAAGAAUAUGAAGCCCUGGGACAUAUGUCUCGGAUAGAGAACGCAAGUAUUCAAGAGAGCUAUUUUCUUCCUCAUCAUGCAGUACUGAAGGAUAGCAGCAACACUACGCGAGUGAGAGUGGUGUUUGACGCUUCAACGAGAACUACUACUGGGCUUUCGCUGAACGAUACUCUACUUACAGGUCCUGUAUUGCAGCGAGACCUCUUCUCUGUGGUUACACGGUUUCGCCUGCACAACAUAGUCUUUACAGCAGACAUAGAGAAAAUGUUCAGACAGGUGUAUAUACAGGAGGAUGAUCGUCGUUUUCAAAGGAUACUAUGGAGAGACAACCCACAAGAGGCUGUUAAAACAUAUCAAUUGAAUACCAUAACCUACGGGAUGUCCUCGUCAUCAUAUCUAGCAACGGGUACGGUACAACAGGUCGCUGAGGACGAGCAACAACGUUAUCCAGGAGUGGCAGAAAUAGUAAAGCAAGAUAUGUACAUGGACGAUCUUCUGACAGGAGCAAGCACGUUGGAGCGAGCGCAAGAGUUGAGGACUCAGAUUGCAAGCCUUUUGAAGAGAGGAGGCUUCCACCUUCGGAAGUGGGCCUCAAAUCAUCCGCGGUUCGGCGAAGGAACUAACAACGGGGAGGAAGAACACGUAAGCUUAGACUUUGCCGAUACACACAAGACGCUAGGAGUUCUUUGGAACCAACAGCAGGAUUGCCUACUAUAUCGAGUCAACAUACGACCACAGGGAUGCGAAGUAACCAAGCGAACCAUAUUGGCACAAGUCGCAUCUUUGUACGAUCCUCUAGGGCUGCUAGGCCCGAUUAUAGUCAAGGCUAAAAUACUGCUCCAAACCCUAUGGAAACUGAAAGUGGAUUGGGACGAGCAAGUUCCAGCAGAAAUCUGCGAUCAAUGGAAGGCAUAUCUAAACAGCUUAGAAGAACUAAACAACAUCACAUUUCCACGACAAGUCUGUGCAACGCAAGUUGCAAGUCUACAGUUACACGGGUUUGCAGAUGCAAGUGAGGCCGCAUACGGAGCUUGUUUGUACAUUAGAUCAACAAGGUUCAACCAGACUUAUCACACAGCACUGGUCUGCUCUAGAUCAAGGAUAGCACCACUGAAGAAACUAACAUUGCCAAGGUUAGAGCUAUGUGCCGCCUUGUUGUUGGCACAACUUUGUCAAACCGUGUUGAAAGCGUUCGGCAUAUCGUUUGACAGAGUCAUCUUGUGGUCAGAUUCAACUGUAGCUUUACAUCGGAUCCAGACGCAGCCACAUCGCUUAAAAACGUUUGUUGCGAACCGUGUCGCCGCAAUUCAAGAUAUCAACAACAGAGAAGAAUGGAGACACGUAGCAUCGCGCGACAAUCCGGCAGACCUGGUUUCGAGAGGAGCUCUGCCUGCGAGUCUAAUCAGCAAUCCGUUAUGGAAGACCGGUCCGGAAUGGCUCACAGAACACGAGACCAAAUGGCCCAAGCUCGACUCAAACUUACUGGAGACUCCGGAGGAAAGAAAGACAACUGUUCUGAAGGCGGAGAGGAGGUUCGACAUACUGCGACAAUUUUCAAGGGUUUCUGUACUUCACAGGGUGAUGGCAUGGUGUUGCAGAUUUACGAACAAUUGUCUUGGAAAGGGCAAGGCAAGAGGUAAUCUGACGAAUUUAGAGUUGAAGCAAGCAAUGACGAAGAUAAUCAAACUCGUCCAACUCGAGUUUUUUGCGAGCGAGAUUAAAGAGCUAAACGCGGGUAGAUUGCUCAAAAAUAGUAGUAAGAUAGCUUCUUUACAUCCAUUUGUGGAUGCUAGUGGAGUUCUGCGAGUAGGAGGAAGGCUAGCGCAUGCAGAUCUGAAAUAUGAGCAAAGGCAUCAAAUCAUUUUGCCACAAAGACAUCACGUAACCGAGUUAAUCAUUAGGAAUGCUCAUCUUUCAUUGCUGCAUGCUGGGCCUCAAGCAACGCUGUAUUACAUUAGACAAAAGUAUUGGCCAGUACACGCGAGGAGUCGUAUAAAGCAGAUCAUUCACGAAUGUGUGGUAUGUUUUAAAGCGAAGCCAAGAAUGUUAGAAUAUAAAAUGGGUGAUCUUCCCAAGGAAAGAUCAAGGUUUAUUCGCCCCUUCGCGAACUCAGGUGUUGACUACUGCGGUCCCUUUUUGAUCAAAGAGAAAAAGGAAAGAAAUAGAAAUAAAGUAAAGGUUUACGUAUCCAUCUUCGUGUGCCUGUCAACAAAGGCGGUGCAUUUAGAGUUGGUGAGUGACUUAACCACCCAGGCGUUUCUUGCAGCUUUAAAGAGAUUCUUCAGCCGCAGGGGCAAGGCAAAUCUUUUAAUGUCUGAUAAUGCCACUAACUUUAUUGGUGCAAGAAACGAGUUACGAGAUUUAGGCAAAUUUAUUAACACUAAUAAAACUGCGAUAGCGCAUCGGUUGGGUGAACAGGGGGUAGACUGGAAAUUCAUACCCCCGCGGGCUCCUCAUUUUGGAGGAUUGUGGGAAGCAGCAGUGCGUUCCUUUAAAUAUCACUUGUACCGCGUAAGUAAGCACACUUUAUUUACAUUUGAGCAGUUCAAUACGUUAAUCAUAGAGAUAGAGGCCAUCUUGAACUCCAGACCUUUGACACCUUUGUCCACCGAACCGGGUGAUCUGGCUGUAUUGUCUCCGGGUCAUUUUUUAAUUGGAGAUUCUCUUUUAUCUGUUCCCGAAGCCGAUUUCACUGAUACUCCCAGCAAUAGGCUUGCUCACUGGCAACAUAUUCAGAAACUAAAACGCGACUUCUGGGUCAGAUGGAAUAAAGAGUAUCUGACCGAAUUGACACAGCGCACUGUAAAAAGUAAGGAGCGAUCUCCCGAGUUGCAAGUAGGCGAUUUAGUUAUAUUAAGGGAAAUUAACGCGCCACCUUUGUAUUGGCCUACAGGGCGAGUUGUAAAAUUGUAUCCGGGUAAUGACGACAUUGUCCGAGUAAUAGAGGUGAAAACAGCUAAUGGUAUCUACAAGCGUGCGGUAAAAAAUGUAGCACUCUUGCCUAUACAACGCAAUUAA
Vollenhovia emeryi is the source of this 5160-nucleotide messenger RNA. RefSeq lists its product as uncharacterized. Bases 1 to 5160 code for a protein of 1719 amino acids. Gene Ontology annotation, biological process: DNA integration. Lineage: Eukaryota; Metazoa; Arthropoda; Insecta; Hymenoptera; Formicidae. The transcript has a single exon. Gene Ontology annotation, molecular function: nucleic acid binding. The record is from RefSeq and is a predicted model, not a curated record.